UUAGCAUUGGCUUCUUUGGAUUUUUUGAUGGCUAGUGUGUACAAGUCUGUUUUCAUCUUGCAAUUUUACAAGAAAUACAUGGACUAAUAAAAAAAGAGUAAGAAAGAAGAAAAGCUUGAAUGAGAAUAAAUUGUACGUUGAAUAUUGUCAUUUUUCACUCCUCCUUACCCCUUCUGUGCUUGUUUUACUUAGUUGUGUACAGGUAUAUGUAAAGUUUAAUAAAUGUAUGGAGAGUUAUAAUGGUGUAGUGUAAAGCGCUUUGAGCGCCUUGAAAGGUGGAAAAGCGCUAUACAAGUUCUAUUGGUUUAUUUAAUUUCUAAUAAAUACAUUUAUAUAGUGAGUGGUUCAAUUGCCUUUAAUUAUCAGCAUGCUUAAAAAAGAAAAAGUACCGUAUUGGCCCGAAUAUAAGACAGUGUUUUUUGCAUUGAAAUAAUAUUGAAAAAGAGGGGGUCGUCUUAUAUUCGCGGUCUAGACAUUAUACCCAUUCACGACGCUAGAUGGCGCUAGAUAUCAUUGAAGCGAUGUUCUGUCAUGACAGACCUCUUCUACUCUCCCCAUUCACGACGCUAGAUGGCGCCAGAUAUCAUUGAAGCGAUGUUCUGUCAUGACAGAUCUCAGCUACUCUCAAGUUUAACCAGUUUGCAUGAUUUUAUUGCAAUGUUUUUCCUUAUUCAGAUUUGUUUCAAGACUACAGUUACAUUUAGACUUCACUUUCAUGGUUAAAGCAGUUAUUGCAAUUUUGUUGUUUUAUCACAAUAGAUCGGUUUACUUACAUUUCAAAAACCAGAAGCCAUUCAUUUACGAACGUGAUUGCACUUUAGUUUACAUAUUAAAAUGUUCAGGUAUUAAGAAUUUGAUGAGGCAAAAUAAAAUGCUUUUUCUCUCAAAUUUAUUGUUAUAAUCAUUUGUUUCAGAUGUACUGUAAUUAUUUUCUGUAUAAAAAUUAAUUUGGUGUUCAAAGUCUUUUUUCAAACUUGAGUCUUGAAAAAGAGGAGGUCGUCUUAUAAUCAGGGCCGUCUUAUAUCCGGGCCAAUACGGUAUAUCAGCUUACAAAAUUGGCUUUAGACAUCGGCAGAAUUUUUUUAUUUUAAAAAAUCUGCAUCGGCCUUUGAAAAUCCAAUAUCAGUCAACAACACCGAUAGGUAAUAUUCAGAGGAAAUUAAAAAUGAGUCGCAAUGAUAUGAAAAAGACUAUUGUACAUUAAUUAUAAGAAAAUUGUUUUCAUGUUAUGUUUUUAUUUGAGCCUCAACAUAAUUGGCUCAUUCAACCAUUAUUGAAACAAGUAAAAGGAAAAGGGCUAAAUGAAUACAACAAAUUUGAAAAUCAGUCCUGUCCUCUUUGCUAAUGUAGCUAAAUUGGCUAGAUUUUCAAAUGGAAAGGGUUAUGUGGACUGAUUGCCUUACAUUGCCCACUGGUGUUUUGGCCCAUUUGUUGCCGUCUCGAGUGUAGCUGGGCGCCGCCAUGUGCCAAAUGCGACUUUUCCACAAGGCGUGCCAACAAGGCGCUAUCAACGCUGCCCUGCCCAUUCUCAUUUCCUCAUUCCUCGACUCAGUCCGCCAAAAGCGAGUGUUGUGGCAUUGUUCUCCCAACCGGGUCAAGCGGGAGCUGCUUUUUUCUGGACUGUUGACAUACAGUGAGCGGUAGGGCUACUCGGGACAGAAGGUUGCGUCAUGUGAAGAAGCCUCAACCUUUUGACCGUCUCUGUGAUUCUGAGUCCAACUGACCAGAAGUAAUUUGACUACAACCUGACCCCACCCUUCUAAGGCCACGGGCAUGCCUCAGCCGGGUAUGAAUGGCAUGGAGCCUGCUUUUGGCGAGGCCUAUGGGGUUCACCGGGCUCUACUCAGCCCCUACCCAAUGGCCAUGUCACCUCAAGGGGGCAGGACAGAGUAUGACCAGAGCAUUCUCCUCAUGCUGGGUUCACCAGCGUCCCCCCGCAAACGGCCCUUUGAGCUGCUGAGCGACCUGGUGGACGAUGGCGGCCUGGGCGAGGAUUUGCACGCUGAACGCUGGGACGUAUCGGCUCUGGACGAAAUGGCCCGGUACACCAAGCUGGGCCUGGGCGUGGCCUCCGAGGACGCCGUGCUCAUGGGCCGAUGGGGACGGAGUCGCGAAGAGGACAAGCCAGCCGAGAAGACGACCAAAGAUGAACCAGUUGUCGCGGGACGAGGACAAGACAGAGGUCUGAGGAAAGCGAACAAAGCAGAGGUGUACCAAUCACAGGUAUGUGACUCUUUGCCACGUCAGGUGACACAGGAGGAGGACCAUCGGGGGGAGGCGCCAGCGUCAGGUUUGCUGUUGGAGCACUGCAGUGAGGAACACAACUAUUCCCUGAGCCAGGGAGGAGAACCAGUCAUAACUCAUGGCAUCCAGGAACAGGCUCAACAGCAACAGGAAAACACGCAGGAGGUUCAGGACCAGGAGGACACUGAGAAGGUAGACAUUGACGAGGAAGACGAAGAAGAGGAGGAGGAGGAAGAAGAUGAAGAGGAAGACGAAGGAGAGGAGGAGACAGCAGCAGAUCUCUCAAGCUCGUCUGACACUGAAUGUGAGGCAGAGGCGGAGCCCGCGAGACCGCCUGGCGAGCGUACGGGCGAACGCCCAUCCAAGCGCCGCUGUUUCUGGGAGUACCGACGGUCCCGGGUCUCUGCAGCCAAGAAAACGAUGGGUGGAGGAGGAGACGACUGGUCGCUGUCAUGGAGCUCCAGCACGCUGCCCAGCACGCUUUACCUAAGACAAGGCAAGAAAGGGCGACGCAAGGCCCGCAAGACAGACGCUAGCGACCUGACUCCUAACCCGCAGAAGCUGCACAACAUCGGCGAGCAGUUGCAGAAGCUUAACGCCGCCAUUGACAGCAUGGGGCCCGUCAACGACCUCCCUGCCGUUGCCAGGGCCAGAUCACGCAAGGAGAAAAACAAGCUGGCGUCCAGGGCAUGCCGUCUGAAGAAGAAAGCGCAGCAUGAGGCCAAUAAGAUUAAACUGUGGGGGCUCAACCAGGAGUAUGAAAACCUGCUGGGGGCGCUGCUACGCAUAAAGGAGCUGAUCCGGCAGAAGGUGGAGAGAAGCGAGGAAGAAGACAUGGACGAGCGAGGAAUGACACGCCGUCUGGAGGACAUCCUCACUCAAUCCAGCGGUCCUCUAGUCGCUGGGCGGACCAAAGACUUCGUGCAGAGGAUCUUAGCGGCCAGCGGGCGUCCCAGCCAGCACAAAGAGCCCCCCAAAGAAGAACAGCAGGUGGCGCUCUAAAUCCGACCCCUGAUGUUUCUGUGUGAGUGUAUGCUGCUCUUGUAAAAUACUGUACUCCCGUUUUUCCCCACCGUUUGCUGUAUUCGUACCCCAUUGUGCCUAUAAAUAGACAUUGCACUGUUUUGUAGAUGCCCGGAGUGAUCCGCGGGGGGGCACUAGCGAGCCGAGGCACCUCUGAGAGCAGGGGUUCUCAAACUUCGGGUCCUGAGAUGACAUUUUUGCAAGAACCGCCUUAUAAUCUUCAUGGCAAUUACCGUUUGUACCCAUAGUUGCUAAUAGAUUACAGAAAAUUGGAGUCAGAAGUCUUUUUUUUUUUUUGUAUUCAUUCAAAAUAAUUCUAAUUUUACAAUAAACUCAUUUCAGGAAAAACAGUCCAAAUGUUGCAAAUAAGUUAUAGUUACUAUGACUAUUAUUCUCAUAGAACUUUUUUCUCAUCAUAGGCAUUUUUUUUGGACGAAUCUUGUAAUUGCACGACUAAUUUAUUCAACGGACCCGAGUUUGAGAAGCACUGCUUUAAAGGAUGCGAGGGGGGUGUCUUCUUUUUGUUAUAUAUCUUUUUAAAAAAAUGUGGCGAGUCCUAAUGUUUGAGCAGCUGUAUGCCCCCCUCCCUUGAGCUUUAAGACCCCUACCACUUCCUCUCCAUCAUCUCGUCGCCAUGUUUAAAAAGCUGCACCUUAAUCCAAAGCGACCAAAGAGAAAAAAAAAACACCAAAACCUCGCACACGCCAACGUUUUGUUUUUAUUUUGACUGAAACACCAGCAUGCACCCCCCCAACCCCCCUAUGAAAAGCAUUUCAGCGCCCCUAUGCUUGCCCCCCCCCCAACUGAUUAUGUAGCGCACCUUUGUAACCACAAGUUUAAACACUCUUAGAGAGCAAAUAAUGCAUCUUUAUCUUUCAUUUGUAUUUUAACGGUGGUGUACUGUAUAUAUGUGUAUGUGUAUGAAUAUAUAUUGGCAUACACAUACACAAUGGGAGGAAAAAGUGUGGAAUUUCUGUAUCAAUUGGUCUGAAAAUAUGGUCUAAUCAUCUAAAUCACAGUCGUAAACAAGUUUGCUUAAAAGAAUAACAUAGCAAUGUCAUGUUUUAAUUUUUUACUUUUUUUAAAAUUGGAAAUCAGACCAUGUGAACAAAAUGUAAUGCAGCAACAUUAGAAAUUCUAUCCUUUUUCCUUCCUCUUUAUCUAUAUACAGCACUGAUAAAUGGUUUGUGAUAAUAGGCUUUGACGCAUGGACAUUUCCAAAGGCGUCCACUAGGAGGCGUUUUGCUAGUCCGGUAGAUCCGGUAGCUCUUGAGAAUCUGGUAGUGACACUGUUGAUGUUACUAGGCCCUAUCUUGGUUUCAUGAUGGCAAAAGCAAAGAGCAGGAUUCUGAUUAAAUAUCUUUGGUAAUUUUUAAAAAAAAGUGACAAUUAUAAUUGUAUUAUUAUUUUUUUUAAUUAUUAACCCUUUAUAGGAAACUCAUGUAAGCCUUUGCCUGCCAUUGACGGCGCUAAACGUCCAAUCCAUUCUGACCAGGAGGGCUGGAAGCGUUCCUUCACUGUCAGUUUCUUCCAGUCAAAAUAAUUGAACGUCCAAUGUCGUCAGUGAUAGCCAGUGAGUUAAAAAAGUGCCCUAUAAAAACUUAAAAUACAAUUUAUUGUACAAAAAAAGAAGUACCAUAUAUACUCGCCUAUAGGUCGCAAUAUUUUUACCGAAAUUUUCGCCCUACCCAAAGUUAUACGCCCGAUAUGUUGACAAUUGCCCAAUUUAGACCGUCGUAAAACUGAAAAACAUAUAACUUAGCAUUAGCUACGUACGCUAACUAUACAUGCAAGUUACGCUCAAAAUAAUCUGCAAAUGUCUAAUAUAAAAAUACAACAUCUCAUAUAACAAAAAAUAUAUAUAUAUGCACUGUACUUUAGACAAACUACUUACAAACAAAACUCGCUUGAGGAAGAAGUAAAGACCAAAAUCGGAGCUGCAACUGUUUACGUCGUGCAGCCAUCUUUACGGUGGCCGAGAGGUGUCGGGCGAAAUACAAAGUCCAAACACUUUGCAAAUAAAAAAAGCACGACCCCCAAUUGGAAAUGCUUUGCAAAAGAAAAAAAGCAUGAAUGCAAACUGCCACUACGGAGCCCCUAAGGUGACAUGGAAGAAGAUAAAAAAAAACAGAGAGGAAAAAAAAGUUGACGUUUAAAAAAAAUAUAUAGUGCCUCUAAAGGGACACGAAAGAUUUUUUUCUGUCAAAGCAAAAAAAAAAAGACGAAAGUUAAUUAAAAAAAAAAAAAAAAAAAAAAAACGGAAGUAAAAAGGAAAAGUUGAGGUUGAAACAAAAACAAACCAAAAAAAUGCCCGGGAAAAAAAAACACGAAAGUAAAAAAAAAAAAAUUUUUUUUUUGCCCCGAAAAAAAAAAAGACCCGGAAGUAAAAAAAAAAAAAAAAAAAAAGAAAAAACACAUAAUUCCACUUUUUUAUACGUGCGUUUUGCAGGUAAACAAUGGCAACAAUGGGGCGUGAUCACCCGUGGAGCAGGUUAAUUGAGUUUUACUUUGAAAUAGGCCUAAAAUAUGAUGACAUAAGAUCAAUUCUUGAUAAUAAGCACGGUUUCCAAAUAAGCAGAAGACAUUUGAAGCGAGUAUUAAACUCAACCGGACAUUUUCAUCGGAAAACGUUCUGUGAUUUGGCGGUCCUUGUUGACUUCAUUCGCUUUCCAAAACUCAAACUGACCUGGAGGCACAACUAUCUUCCAACUUUUUUUUUUUUUUUGCUUCGAUGUAAAAAAAAAAAAAAUUUUUUUUUUUUUUUGCUUCAACCUCAACUUUUCCUGUGGCAGUUUGCAUUCGUGCUUUUUUUCUUUUGCAAAGCGUUUGCAAUUGGGGUUCGUGCUUUUUUUAUUUGCAAAGUGUUUGGACUUUGCAUUUCGCCUGACGCCUCUCGGCCACCGUAAAGGCGUCCACAAGGAGGCGUUUUGCUAGUCCUGCUGAUCGAAGGUCACUUCCUGUUUGAAUCCAGAUUAAAUAUCUUUGGUGAUUUUAAACAAAAAAAAAAUACAAUUAUAAUUGUAUUAAUUAUUUUUAAUUAUCAACCCUUUAUAGGAAACUCAUGUAAGCCUUUGCCUGCCAUUGACAGCGCUAGACGUCCAAUCCAUUCUGAUUAGGAGGGCUGGCAGCGUUCAGCUUCUUCCAGUCAAAGUGGAUUGAACCUCUAGUGUCGUCAGUGGCAGCCAGUGAGUUAAAAUAAGUGCCCUAUUAAGACUUAAAAUACAAUUUAUUGGACCAAAAAAGAAGUACCAUAUAUGCUCACCUAUAGGUCGCAAUAUUUUUACCGAAAUUUUCACCCAACCCAAAGUUAUACGCCAGAUAUGUUGACAAUUGCCCAAUUUAGACCGUCGUAAAACUGAAAAAACAUACAACUUAGCAUUAGCUAUGUACGCUAACUAUACAUGCAAGUUACGGUCAAAAUAAUCUACAAAUGU
Corythoichthys intestinalis (scribbled pipefish) is the source of this 6701-nucleotide messenger RNA. RefSeq names its product CREB3 regulatory factor-like. Gene Ontology annotation, biological process: response to unfolded protein; regulation of transcription by RNA polymerase II. Gene Ontology annotation, cellular component: nucleus. The record is from RefSeq and is a predicted model, not a curated record. Lineage: Eukaryota; Metazoa; Chordata; Actinopteri; Syngnathiformes; Syngnathidae. The coding region runs from base 1774 to 3246 and encodes 490 amino acids. Gene Ontology annotation, molecular function: RNA polymerase II transcription regulatory region sequence-specific DNA binding; DNA-binding transcription factor activity, RNA polymerase II-specific. The transcript has 11 exons.